CGCAGGAAAUCUGGAGCAGGAAGUUGCUGUCAGCGCCUAUCGCUGCUGUUGGAAAUCGUAAAAUAAUGCAUUCGCUUGUCUGAAAAGCGAGCCUGCAUCUGUUUCUUUUUAAAUAUUUUACUGUUCUUUUUCGUCGGAAGGAUUUCCAUACGGUCGAUAUGCGUUUUUGUGGAGCAUGCGCUCUCCUGGCGCUGUUACUUGUGUCAUCUUUGGACUCGUCAGAGUCCCUUCAAACUACGGUGAAGCCAAAUAAAGGUUCAGAUGUCAUUGUUUCCAGCCUGCAGCCUGAUUGCACCGUCUGCACCAUCAGUGGCGUUAACGGCAAUCAGACUUCCUGCCAACUUUCUCUUAAAUUAGAGCCUGAAGAGGAGGUGAAGCUGCUGUUUCAAUGCCCCCAACCUGUCGAACAGUCGUACAAUGUGACAAUAAUCAGUUUAAUUGAAUGCACAAAAGAUGCUUGCAAACCACCGACGGUAGAAGUUCAGUCGUCCCUCCUGCCGACGUUCUCCAGAACCUUCAGCUGGAAGCUGAAAGCGCCAGAAAAGACCCUCGUGAGUCUGAAGGUCAUCGGCAACGGACUGAGUAGGACUCCACACCCCUGCAAUGAUGGACGGCAGUAUUCAGUGCUCACAUCUGAAACCAGCAAAGAAGUCCCGACUCAAUACUGUGAGGGUGGCAGCGAGACACAACUGGACCUGUCCGAUCAGGGCGUUGUGUCCCUGGAAGCCAAACCAAACACACAGGUGGAGUCUGUCCUGUUUCAAGCCUUCGCGGCACCAAUGAAGCGAGUGAUGACCGUCACUAUUGGUCCUGCUUCCACUGUGGUUCUGACCCGGGAUCCUGGGAAGGACGAGUGUGAAGUGUGUGUCAGCGGCGGCGCCAGUCCUGACUGCCACGCAACAGAAAAGACUCUAAAAAGUGCAGAAAAACUUCCUUUGGAGUUCAGAUGCCUGAAGCCUGAAGAUGUGUUCACCAUGAAGAUGACAACAAAAAUUGAAUGCACCCAGACUUCCUGCACUCCGGCUUCGGCUGAAGUGGAUCUGGAUCUCUUCAAGGGCUUCAAAAAAACCCUGACGUGGGACGUUACUGUCCCAGACAGAACUGUUUUAACGUUAGAGUUUCCUGGACUGAAGGAAAAAUCUGCAUCAGAGGAUUGUGAGGAUGGUAUUCAAUACACGGUCACAACCAUGAGGACGGACGGACAGAUGAGAACCAACAGUUAUUGCAAACACGGCCCAGUUUCUCAACUGGACCUGUUUGGAAACAUGGCUGUGACGGUGGAAGUGUCCAAAGAAGGAGAACCGGACCAGACCGUGUUCAAUACAACAGCAGCACCGAGACGUGGAAGAUCCACGGUUGUGAAUUCUGACCCUAACAUGAGCCUCAUCAUCACCAAGGUGGACAAAGAGGCCGACUGUCAGGUCUGCGUAACAGAGGCGUCCAAACAGACCUGCACAUCUGAAACGCUGAAAAGGCUGAAAAAUCCUCGCAAUGCUUCGGUGGAAUUUAUGUGUCUUCAACCGCAAAAAGUUUACACAGUGGAAAUAAACAGAGAAAUUGGGAUGAAAGAGAUGGGAGGAGAUGGCAACAUGUUGCGAGGGAAAGCUAAAGUUUUGCGAGACUGCACAAAGACUUCCUGCUCAGGCAACGCCGUCCACGUCAACAACGAGUUUUUUUCUAACUACAACCGGACCUUCACCUGGGACAUAAAGGUUCAACCCACUCAGACUUUCCACCUGGACUUUCCAGGAAGUGGACUGCGACAGAUUCCCAACGAGGGGACGUGUCCAGAUGGCCACACGUACUCCGUCAUCCUCUACCUCCACCGCGCUUCCCCAGCAACCAUCGGCACUUUCUGCAAAGGCGGCACGGUGACAUCAAUACUGGGUCAGUACAAGGGCCGUGUGAUGCUGACGGUGCCGUCGGAUGUGACCCUGGACCCUAUGGACUUCCAACUUAAAAUUGGACCUCAGUCGGAAGCGACGGCCAUAGUGAAGGUCAAUCUGCCCCGCGGCACAUCAGACACUGAGUUCAUCACACCCAACUAUCCCAAAGAUUUCCCAGAUGAGAAGCAGAUCCUGUGGGAGUUCAGCAUUCCCGGCAUGCACAACUACUCGGUUAAGUUCAGUGAACACUCGGCCCCAGAGUGUCUGAACGAAGGCGACGUGGUGGUGGUGGAGUAUCAGCAGGAGGGCAAGAAGCCGACCAGAACGGCUCUGACGGAUCCGCAGCCUCAGCACCAGCAGGGCGCGUUUAAUUUGACACUGAAGAACUGCAAAACGAACCAAACGCUGCCGGGACUCAGCCUGCGCUACUCGGUCUCUGUGAUGAGGAGCGGCCAUCCAGUUCUCUGUACGGUGGAUUUAACCAAAGGGGAAGCAGUGUCAGUGCAGAUUGAGAAGGUGGGCGCCGAUCCUCUCUGUGAGAUGAAAAAGGACUCUGUGGAGAAAAAGACGAUAAAUGUGGCAAAAGGAGAAACAGCCAAACUCUCCUUCCUCGACUGUCCAAGUGAGGACCUUCGCCUGACUGCAAGCAAACUUAUUGCCUGUGCAAAUGCAUCGUUGUGCACGCCGACGCCCCUCUCUAUUCCCACGUUGGAUUCCUGCCUGCCGAUGCCCCUCCACAGCUUUUCAUGGCUCUUCACUAUCCCACAUGAAGCCACCCUGGACCUGGUGUCUCCCACAGGGAGCCUCCGGCAGUCUCUGCCUGGGCAGGAGUGCGAUCCGUCGUCUGUGCUGCGCGUCGACGAAAACGACGGCUCUUUUAUCGGAGACUUCUGCUCCGACGGUGUGAUCCAGAAACUCCAAGUUCACUCCAACAUCUCCAUCACAGUUACGCCGCGAGACCUUAGGAGGUCUGAGGAGCCUUUGCUCAAUGUCAGCGUCAGUCCGGAGAUCAAAGAAGACAUCAUCUACAGGAUCAGCCCUAAUUUGAUGUCUCCCACCAUACUGGCCACCCCAAACUGGCCUAAUGGAAUGAAGGCCCAUUCCUCUGUCUCCUGGAUCGUGGACCUUCCCUGGAUGACCCACGCGCUCGUCAAGGUUGACAUCAGUGGACUCGAAUGCAAACACGGCCACGCCAGGAUCAAUAUGAAGCACCAGGAAGAAGGGAACGAUCUCCUGGACAUCGGCGAGAGCGAAAAGACGAGUACAACAAACAUGACGGCCCGUCAGAGCUUCUACCUGAACUUGACCAACUGCCAGCCAGAGGGGAGCGACCAGUUUAAUGUCAAAGCCACGAUUAAUCUUGAGAGAAAGACCAAUUUGUUACCCAUCCUUCUUGGUUUAGUCGGGGCUGUCCUGCUUCUGCUCCUGAUACUGACUGUUGUAUGUAUAGUUGUAAGGAAAAAGAAAUCAAAAAUGGCCAGCCAAGCCUCCAUCUACAUGGGGAAGGGAAACAUCUUCCGUCCAAACGACAGGCACUUUGUCAAAACCCGGGCUGACAACGACUCCCACGUCUACGACUACAUAGACGACUCCAUGGUCUACGGCCACCUGCUCACCGACAGCGAGAUUACCUCAAACGGGGUGCAGGUGGACUCCUAUCAGACCUUCACAGGCCCCUCUGACAGGACGCUGCCGGUUAUCAAGGAACCCGACCCAGAGCCGGAGAAGGGGCAGUACCAGUCCUUCCUGAGCCCUUCUGACACUUUCAUGCCGCCCCGUCCGCGCACUCCCAUCGAGCGGCAGGACAGCCUGGGCUUCCAGGACCGCCGGAUGCUGGAUAACGAACUCUACACGUUCAAAAGCACCGGAGACAUGAACACGAUCCGUCUGUCCGGGGUCGAUAUGGAGCCGCAGCCGCCAAUAAUGGAGGAGAGCUUGUAGCGUGAAAGGACUCCAUGUUAGGAAUCUUAAUGACCUUUGACCUAUCUGAAGGGCUCUUAGGUUUGAAGAGCCUCGUUUCUGCGGGAGUAGUUUUGGGAAUCGGACGCACUCUUUCUCUGAGUUGAGCAAGACGGUUAAAGCUGCGGACUUGGAAGCUAAAACCUAAAAUCUGUGACUUCUUGGACUGUUUUUAUUUUGUGAUUAUUUUGAAGAAAAACAGCAAAAAUUAUUUCAGGAACUUUUUAAAUAUUUUUCUACUUAUUUUAGUUUUGCCUCUGACUUCUUUUAUUUUUACAUAGUGUGAAUUUUAAAAAAUAAGGGAGACAAACAAAUGUACCAUUACUGAGGUGAUCCAAAAUUAAAAUAAAAACUAUAGAAUACUUAGAAGAAUGUCAGAACAUUACUUUAUUACAAUAUUAUGUAUUUUGCAGGAAUAUCUCUCCAUACUUUUUGUUGCCCCUUUUGAGGCACAAUUUCUAGUUUUAAUAAAACUACUUAAUUUUUAUUUUUUGGGUCUGUUUUUUAUUUCAGAUUAUUAAAACCACUCAUCAGUUUGAUGUUUUGUUCUUUUUUUGUUGUUGUAAGAACUAGGGAUGUUUGAGCUUCAGUGCCAAUAAAUUUGUAAUAUAUUGAAACACCUCAA
This is a messenger RNA of Poeciliopsis prolifica (blackstripe livebearer), 4470 nucleotides long. RefSeq names its product CUB domain containing protein 1b (gene cdcp1b). The coding region runs from base 159 to 3827 and encodes 1222 amino acids. NCBI's taxonomy places the organism in Eukaryota, Metazoa, Chordata, Actinopteri, Cyprinodontiformes, Poeciliidae. The transcript has 14 exons. The record is from RefSeq and is a predicted model, not a curated record.